GUAGUGUCUAAUCAAAACCUUACCAGAAGCUGCCAUUAGGAUUACCUGGCAACAUUAAUCCUCAAAAAGCAGCCAGCAAAGUCCUACCAGUGACUUCACUGUGGCUGGCUUCGAGGAGGAAUCAGCAUUGGUGUGCACAGGGUCAUGGUGUCAUGCCCAAACGCAAGCCACAGAUACAGACCCAGGAGGUCUGUGUACUGGGAGACUCCUCCAGGUUUAGAUGCUGCCUUUUCAACCAGGCUGCGGCUCCUUCCCCCUCCUCCUUUUGCAAACAGGGGACACGAGAUGUUCUGUUGCUUUGUAGCUGCUUGAAAAGUUGCCUGGGAAGACAAGCGUGUGUCUGCGCAGGGGGCAACCCAAGAGGAGGGUCUGCAGUGAUGAAGCGUGGUGUCUGCCCCGCUAGGUGCGAGCUGGGCAGGUUUGCUAUGACAUAACUCUUUGGAGGAGGGGGGUUGUGGCCGGGGGUGGGGGGGAAAGAGGGAGAGAGAAUUAGAGCCUGCAGCACCCAGCAGUGAUAUCAGACCCAGGAUCUGGCAGCGCUGGGGUAAGCUGCCACCUCUCCACUCCACCUCACACAGCAGCCUGGAACUCCUGCUCAAAGGGGAGAGCAAGCCAGCAUCAACAAUCAUGGCAACGCCAAAUGGGUUUAUUUCUUCAUGACCUCUCUCUUCUCACCAAUAAUUCACCUGAGGGUUGUUUUUUUUUUCCUCACCCUACCCCCCCUUUUCACUCUCUUGUUUGGAUGUGGAGAGGGGGGAGAAAAGGGGGCACCGGGAAGUGUUUAUUUUGUUCGGCAGCUUUUUGUGGCGUGUUUAAAGAGCUCGGGAAAGGACCCGGGUAAAGAAAGACAUCGAACAUAAAGAAAAGGCACAAAGUGGUGGCGGGGAGGGAGGAGGAGAAGAGAAGAAGGAGAGAAAAACCGAGGCAGAGGCAAGAAGCCGGAGGAAAGAGGACUUCAAGCGCGGCGCUGCCGGGAGGUGCGGGUGUGUGCGCGGGUGCACGUGUGUGCCCGUGCGCGGGUGCGUGCGCGGGGUGAGCAGAGCGGCUGCCGCUGCUGCGGGCGCUGCCUCCCGGUGCUGCGCGGCGCGGUGGCCGGCGCGGGACGCGGAGCGGCGGCCGCGGGUGCCGACCAUGGGCUGGCGGCUGCUGCCCGCCGUGCUGCUGGCCCUGGCGCUGGGCGGCCCCGCGGUGUGGGCGCAGAACGACACGGAGCCCAUCGUCCUGGAGGGCAAGUGCCUGGUGGUCUGCGACUCCAACCCGGCCACCGACGCCAAGGGCUCGUCCUCCUCCCCGCUGGGUAUCUCCGUGCGGGCGGCCAACUCCAAGGUCGCCUUCUCGGCCGUGAGGAGCACCAACCACGAGCCCUCCGAGAUGAGCAACAAGACGCGCAUCAUCUACUUCGACCAGAUCCUAGUAAAUGUGGGCAAUUUUUUCACAUUGGAGUCUGUCUUUGUAGCACCAAGAAAAGGAAUUUACAGUUUCAGUUUUCACGUAAUUAAAGUCUAUCAGAGCCAAACAAUUCAGGUUAAUUUGAUGCUAAAUGGAAAGCCAGUCAUUUCUGCUUUUGCUGGGGACAAGGAUGUCACACGUGAAGCUGCCACAAAUGGAGUCCUGCUCUAUCUGGACAAGGAGGAUAAGGUUUACCUGAAACUGGAGAAAGGUAAUCUGGUCGGUGGAUGGCAGUAUUCUACGUUUUCUGGCUUUCUGGUCUUUCCCCUGUAAAGUCAAUUUUCCUGUGAUAUCCAUCCAGAUGUGGACUCAUCAUUGCCCCUGUUACAUGAAGAGCAUUUUAUCAUCAUGGGAUUGAUGUCUCUUUAUUGUUUUUUUUUUUCAUGGGUGAAUAUGGAUUCUCUUUAUGGAUUUUGGCUCCAUCUGAACUACUCAGAAGUUUCACAGAAUUUUGUGUGUUUAAAUACAAUAUAUUUGGAUUGGGACUAAAGCAGACAAUAAAUAUCUAUGCUUAAUGUUACAGUCUAAAGCUGCCUGCAAAAUUUGUUCUGAUUUCAUUUACUGGACUUAUUGGAUUCAUGGGAGAAGUGGAUUUUCUUUAAUUAUGAAAAGACUGGCAACCAGGUCUAUAUUUAGGAGAGUUCAGACUCCAAUCAAGAGUUAGUGUGUUGCUGCCAAAGAACUGUAUAUUGAUAUAUUGGUCAUACAUGUUUUUUGUCAUUGGGACUUAACUGACAUGAUCUAUCCCAUUGUGUUGAGAAAGGUAAUUAUUAUUCAUAAGUGGUUGACUUUAAUUCUCCUCUGUGUGUAGUGUGUUGGAUGAUUCACCAACCAUAUUUAGGCUCUGUCACCUGUCACAAUCAAGUCUAGCCUACAGAAAGCUAAGAUAUUAUGGUUGUAUUUUAGUUGUAAUAAGGUAUUCCUCUUUUCUGUGUUUCCUAAAGAGAAGAGCAGAUUAUAACCAUAAAGAAAAAUAUUCUUACCAGCAUUAGAGGUGGUUAUUGAGGCACAACUUUGCAAAACAGCUUUGCCCUGCAGGAACUCUUGCACCUGUUAUUCAAUUUUAAUCAACAUGAUUGAUAAUAACUGCUUUAUUAAAAACCUAAGGGAUUCCUUCCUUAGACACAACCACUUUAUUAGCUGGAGACGAGAUCCCCUUGUUUGUAAUUAUGUGUAUUUUUCAAACCUGUUGUGUUAAAGGUAUCAUCUGGUUUUGCCUUAACUUCACAACUGUACAUAAUUUUAGAUCAUACGUUUAACAAAUAUUAAAUCCAAAUAGCUGGUACCUAACUUGGGGCAAUAUCUUUUUGGCUUUUUGUACGAGUCAUAUGAAUCCAUAAACUUAUUUAUUCUAUCAUUGUUAUAUAAUAAAGAUUAAUAUAUGUUAGCUGAA
This is a messenger RNA of Neopsephotus bourkii (Bourke's parrot), 2842 nucleotides long. It is a transcript of the gene CBLN4, whose product is annotated as cerebellin 4 precursor. Bases 1132 to 1722 code for a protein of 196 amino acids. Gene Ontology annotation, molecular function: protein binding. NCBI's taxonomy places the organism in Eukaryota, Metazoa, Chordata, Aves, Psittaciformes, Psittacidae. The record is from RefSeq and is a predicted model, not a curated record. The transcript has 3 exons.